Messenger RNA from Pieris macdunnoughi, 438 nucleotides. The record is from the annotation of a GenBank genome assembly. NCBI's taxonomy places the organism in Eukaryota, Metazoa, Arthropoda, Insecta, Lepidoptera, Pieridae.
AUGGAUGAGACUGGCGUAACUACGGUUCAGGAUACCUACAGAAAAAAAUAUAGCGCCUAUAUAUACUAUAGGGGUCGAAAACGUAUAGGAGCAGUCACGUCAUGGGAAAGAGGUAAAAACCGUCACUCACCACAGCUAGAAAAAGACGGUCCACCAGGAGCUGUCUACACAUGCUCUCAUAAUGGUUGGACGAAUUCAAGCAUAUACAUUAAAUGGCUGCGGCACUUCAUUGAUUACUCAAAACCCACCACUGAACAACCUGUUGUACUGAUUAUGGAUAACCACAAUAGCCAUUGUACAUUCGAAGCCUGGGAAGUGGUUAAAGCCAACCAUGUUGUAAUGCUUUCCAUUCCACCUCAUUCAUCACAUCGGUUACAGCCUCUGGAUGUAACAUUUUUUGGGCCGUUCAAGAGAGCCUAUAACAAGGAAUGUUUAUGA